UAUCGGCUGUUUGAAUGUAUUGUUACGGUGUUGAUUUUGCUGUAUUAGGUCUUAUUCUGUUGUUAUCGAAUUGUCUUUGUAAAUAUGUGUUGUAGUAUGUCUCUGUUUUGGUUGUGUGUUUAUGGGCUUUUAGGGUUUUGGAUUCGGUGCGUAAAUUUACGUCCUUUAAGGGUUGAGGGAUUUGUAGCUUCCGAGAAUGUUGUUGUUCCGUUCGUGUUGAGAAAUCGGCCGAACAAACAAACCCACGUGCGCGAAGAAUAGUCAAGAACAGAAACGAAGAACACUAGAUGUGAAGAUUUUUGUGUUCCCUGAGUGUGUUGAGUAUGCGCACAGCUCACAGGAAUUUCCACUAUGUAUGGAGUGAAGAGAGUGCAAGGUUGGCUGCUGCGUAUAGCAAGAAUGUAUAACAUAACUUUGAAUAGUUUGCGAAGAGCAACCCAAAUCGGUUCAGGUUUCAGAAGCCCAACAGUUCAACCUCGUUAUCUUUCUCUCAUUUGAGUACAUUUUCAACCGAUGAGAGUGAGGCUGAACAAAAUCAAGCUCUUUGGUUUGCUGGAAUAAUGUUGAGCAUGGAUGAUGGAUGGGAAAUCCCUUGACGGGGGUUUGAGCUCUACUCAGACAAACGUAUAUAUUGCUGUUUUGUUCUACGGCUCCUCGUGUCCUUUUUCAAAUGCCAUUCGAACCAAGUUUGCUGCCCUCAGUACAAUGUUUCCUCAAAUCAAACAUGUAAUGGUCGAACAAUCUUCUGCCAUGCCAAGUGUCCUUUCAAGAUACGGAAUUCAUAGCGUGCCCUCCAUAUUGGUUGUGAACCGGAUGGUAAAAACUCAAUAUUAUGGUUCAAAGAAUCUUUCGUCCUUUGUGCAGUUCUAUAAGGGAACUACAGGUCUUGACCCAAUAUUGGAUUUGACUGAAGAUCAAGGGAGCUAUUCCGAAAGUGGUCUGAAAUUUCUGUACCCUUGGAAAGGGAACUCUGCGAAGGAGAUCUUGAUGAUGGAACCUUAUCUAGUUUUCUCCGCGCUAUUCCUCUUCUUGAGGGUGUACCUAUAUCUCUUCCCAAGGAUGAUAUCUAACUUAAUUGCUUUAUGGUUUGCUUUUGUCCCACACCUAAAUAUGGGAUUCCUCGGAGAGUUGAGCCAUCUUUUGGGGCGAGUUCUCCAUGUGAUUGAUUUUCAGAAGGUUUGGAGCAAGCUGAGGCGGUGUAAAACCAGAAACUUGCAUAACGGAGCUAGGAGUGCUAGGGUUUGGGCCUCAUCCUUGGCAUCUGUGUCCUUGGGAGAGACUUCCUCGGGAAGAUUGGUUCCCCCUGGGGAUUCCUAAAAGGACGCGUGGUUUCACUGAACAAAUUGUCCGAUAAACCACUGAACAAAUUGUCUGAACGAGGACGUACUUGACUUAUUGAGGAGCGUACUUUUGUGACACGAUCACGGAGGGUUUUCACUUUUGAUAGUCGUUCUUUUCUUACGUUUUUGAUUUCUUGCCCUUUCAUAAAUGUAUCAGCAGAACUGAAGGAGUUUCCUAGGGUUAUGCGGGAUUCCCAAGACAGCAAAGAUGUAUAUUCAAGAAGUGAGAACAUUCAUCUCGUCUUUUAAUGUAUAUUACUAGUAUUUUUGCACUC
This is a messenger RNA of Rhododendron vialii, 1615 nucleotides long. RefSeq names its product 5'-adenylylsulfate reductase-like 5. Lineage: Eukaryota; Viridiplantae; Streptophyta; Magnoliopsida; Ericales; Ericaceae. The record is from RefSeq and is a predicted model, not a curated record. Bases 574 to 1317 code for a protein of 247 amino acids. The transcript is spliced from 4 exons.